CGGAGCGAUCGCUCGGCUCGGACAGCCCCGGCCCCAGCCCAGCCCAGCCCUGCCCUGCCCCGCGACCCGCUGCCGCCGCCGCCGCUCCGCUGCCCGCUCUCUCCCCUCUUUCCCUCCCAAUCCCUCCCCUCUUUCCCUCCUCCCUCUCUCUCUCUCUCUUUCCCAGUUUAUCCCGCUCCUCAUCCGCGGAGCUUGCGCGUGCGCCCGUCCGCGUGUCCGCGUGUGCGGGGCGCGCGCGGUGGUGUGCAUGUGCGUUGUGCGGGUGUCCCCCCUCCCCGCGUUGCACCGGCAAACCCAAAACACAACCGACCAAGCAACCCCACGCAAACGCAGAGGCUGCAGUGUCGUCGCCUUUCGCACGGAGGUCCCAGGAUUCUUGAGCUGAGCCCAGCUGACAAGCUUUUGAAGAUGGCACAAUAACAGUCCAGUGAUGCCUGACCAUGACAGCACAGCCCUCUUAAGCAGGCAAACCAAGAGAAGAAGAGUUGACAUUGGAGUGAAAAGGACGGUAGGGACAGCAUCUGCAUUUUUUGCAAAGGCAAGAGCAACGUUUUUUAGUGCCAUGAAUCCCCAAGGUUCAGAGCAGGAUGUCGAGUAUUCAGUGGUGCAGCAUGCAGAUGGGGAAAAGUCAAAUGUACUCCGCAAGCUGCUGAAGAGGGCGAACUCGUAUGAAGAUGCCAUGAUGCCUUUUCCAGGAGCAACCAUAAUUUCCCAGCUGUUGAAAAAUAACAUGAACAAAAAUGGUGGCACGGAGCCCAGUUUCCAAGCCAGCGGUCUCUCUAGUACAGGCUCAGAAGUACAUCAGGAGGAUGUAUGCAGCAACUCUUCAAGAGACAGCCCCCAAGAGUGUCUUUCCCCUUUUGGCAGGCCGACUAUGAGCCAGUUUGAUGUGGAUCGGUUAUGCGAUGAGCACCUGAGAGCUAAACGCGCCCGGGUUGAGAAUAUAAUUCGGGGUAUGAGCCAUUCCCCCAGCGUGGCAUUAAGGGGCAAUGAAAACGAAAGAGAAAUAGCUCCGCAGUCCGUGAGCCCCCGAGAAAGUUACAGAGAAAACAAGCGCAAGCAGAAGCUGCCGCAGCAGCAGCAGCAGAGCUUCCAGCAGCUGGUUUCGGCGAGGAAAGAGCAGAAGCGAGAGGAGCGCAGACAGCUGAAGCAGCAGCUGGAGGACAUGCAGAAGCAGCUGCGCCAGCUGCAGGAGAAGUUCUACCAGAUCUACGACAGCACUGACUCUGAAAAUGAUGAAGAUGGCAACCUGUCUGAAGACAGCAUGCGCUCCGAAACCAUGGACGCGAGGGCGGGUGACUCCGUCGGCAGGUCAGACAAUGAGUUGUGUGAGCUGGACCCAGGGCAGUUCAUCGACCGGGCGCGGGCCCUCAUCCGCGAGCAGGAGGUAGCGGAGAACAAGCCAAAAAGAGAAGGUCCCAAGGAGAAGGAGCAAGGGCCGAACGCCUUCCACCCCGAAGGCAAACAUUUGGCCGAGACACUGAAGCAGGAGUUGAACACCGCCAUGUCCCAAGUUGUGGACACGGUGGUCAAAGUUUUCUCCUCCAAGCCCUCCCGCCAGCUUCCUCAGGUCUUCCCGCCCCUCCAGAUCCCACAGGCGAGGUUCGCCGUUAACGGGGAGAACCACAACUUCCACACGGCCAACCAGCGCCUGCAGUGCUUUGGGGACGUCAUCAUUCCCAACCCCCUCGACACCUUCGGCAGCGUCCCCAUGCCCGGCGCCACCGACCAAACCGAGGCGCUGCCCCUUGUCGUCCGCAAAAACUCCUCUGACCAAGCGGCCUCGGCCCCGCCGGCGGGCGGCCAUCACGCCUCGCUGCAUCAGUCCCCGCUCUCGGCCACCGCUGGCUUCUCCACCUCCUCCUUCCGACACCCCUUCCCGCUGCCCCUCAUGGCCUACCCCUUCCAGAGCCCCCUGGGCGCGCCGUCGGCCUCCUUCCCAGGGAAAGACCGCUCCUCCCCUGAAUCCCUUGACCUGACCCGUGAGACCACCAGCCUGAGGACCAAGAUGUCGUCGCACCACAUGAACCACCACCCUUGCUCGCCGGCACACCCCCCCAGCGCCGCCGAGGGUCUCUCCUUGUCCCUCAUCAAGUCAGAGUGCGGCGACCUGCAAGACAUGUCUGAAAUCUCACCCUACUCGGGAAGUGCAAUGCAGGAAGGCUUGUCACCGAAUCACUUGAAAAAGGCCAAGCUCAUGUUCUUUUACACCCGGUACCCAAGUUCCAAUAUGCUGAAAACCUACUUCUCAGAUGUAAAGUUCAACAGAUGCAUUACCUCUCAGCUCAUCAAGUGGUUUAGCAAUUUCCGUGAGUUUUACUACAUUCAGAUGGAGAAGUAUGCACGGCAAGCCAUCAACGACGGGGUCACGAGCACUGAGGAGCUGUCUAUAACCAGAGACUGUGAGCUGUACAGGGCUCUGAACAUGCACUACAAUAAAGCAAAUGAUUUUGAGGUUCCAGAGAGAUUCCUGGAAGUGGCUCAGAUCACAUUACGGGAGUUUUUCAAUGCCAUUAUCGCAGGCAAAGAUGUUGAUCCUUCCUGGAAGAAGGCCAUAUACAAGGUCAUCUGUAAGCUGGACAGUGAGGUCCCCGAGAUUUUCAAAUCCCCAAACUGCCUACAAGAGCUUCUUCAUGAGUAGAGAGUUCAGCAGCUAUUUAUGAAUGUAUGAAAGUAGCAGUCCCCUUCUGAUGCCCAAGUCAUGUGUGUCCCUAUUUUAAUUUCAUAUAUAUGUGUAUUGCAUACAUAUAUAUAUGUAUAUGAAAUUCGACUGUGAUCCCUCAUGGAUUUAAGUUUUCAGUUCCGAGGGGAUGGUUAUUUUACUUCAGCCUUUGGUUUACUUUGCCCGAGACCCUUAACAUUUGAAGAAUCAACGGGGUUAAUUUUCAGGGAGAAGAGUUUGGAAGAGUGUAAAAGCCUGUCUUAGCAAGUUAGGGCAUUAUGUUUAAAAAUGCUUUGUCAGAUUUAUUGCUUGCUGCAAAGUGGCAUUUUGUCUUAGUGAGACUAAUGUCAUGGCACAAUACUACAGACAAUGAAGUUUAUAUUACGUUUAUACUGCUAAAGGUCUGAACUCUGUGGAGUCAUUUCAUAAGCUUGGAGCUUUCUUUCCUUUUUUUUUUUUUAUUUUAUAUACUUUUUAACCAAGAACCAGAUUUUGUUUCGUACUUCAAAAAAAAAACCACAACAAACCCUAAAAAUACAACAUCCAUUUCAGGUACUCACUCCUAGAAGUGAUAACCCCAAAAGCAAACCCUAUUUUUCAUGCUUUCCUUACAGAAAUGAUGGAUAUCCUGCACCACUAAGCAACACGCCAGGUUGUUGUUCUAAGUUGCAGCAAGGGAUGUUUGCACAAAUCAAAUCUUGCAGGGUGAGGCCAGUAAUUCAUGCACAAUUUUGUACCAACCCCACUAAUCCUGGAAUAUGGUCAGCUUAUUAAAGUGGAAGCAUUUCACUCUCCAUAGACUAAAAAUGAAACCUUCAGAGUCCUAUAUUGCCAUGUCUCUGUCUUGAAGUGGCAUCAGUCCCUAAAUGUAUUAUUUUCUUAGUCCAUUCUGCCCCCCCAAAUCCCCUUUCCAAUAUGCAAAGUUUUUGUCUGUUGUUUAACAUCUGUCCUGAAAAGCACUUUUUUGGAAUGAUCUUAGAUCUAGUAGAAUAAAAGCAUCUUCACCUCACAGCCCUGAGGAAAAGGGACAAAAGACUUGUUUGUAGCUGUAAAAAAGAAUCAGUCUCUUCCUUAUCAGAGGAAUAAGAACUGCAUUUUCAUAAAAACUUAAUCAAUCAUAUGCAAAAUUGGCAGAGUCCUCCUGUCCCUGCGGGGUUCCGAUAGCCACAUUGGGGGGUUAAAAUUACAGUAAGUGCAGAUGUAAAACAUAAGAGAUCUGUUUUAGCAAUGGGCUGCACUUGUCUCCUGAAGCUGGAGCUAGUCUUGGCCAAAAUCUGAGUGUAAAGUCCACAGUGAACCUGGGUUUGCCUGAAUGCUGUAUCAGCAGGCAGACAGCAAGCGAGCCGCUAGUUCUCGUGCUGUCAUCAGUGGCUCUCCUUUUCUCGUGUUUUCAGAAAGAUACUGGCUCCACAAGUUUGGGGGAAGGUUCAGUAUGCUGUGGCACUCUGUGUUUGUCCUUUUCUCUGUCGUCUUUUGUAUGGAUGCAGUAAGAAUUUAUGUUAUCAUCAACAGUCUUUUCCCCUACAUAAUUCAAUCUGAAUCUUGAGGAAGUUCCUAAUUAGCUGCGAAUUAUAUUUAGACCAUUGAGGAUAUUGGGAUCUUAUUUCUUUAUUUUCAGAUUACAUUUUGAUUUUGGAGAGUGAAAGUUUACCCACGUGACUAAAGAGCUGACCUGAUCAUUGCAAUUCCACUUCAUUUACAAAUACUGCUGAUAGACAGAAAAGUAUGAAAGCAAUUAUUGUUAGCAUAAAGCCUUACAAACCUGCUGACUUCAAAUUAAACAGCACAAGCCUACGAUUCCCUGUCAUUCUUUUCAAGCACUGGCAGUAUCUGUGGAGUAUAGGCAAUGCAGACAAUAGCAUGGGAUGAAGUGCCAACAUUUUCACUAUGCAUUAAAAGCAAAACAAAUCUUCUUGAUCUUAGACUCCCUGAGAGUACCUAAUACUGCACUUAUCCUUCAUAGACAGGAUGUGUCUUUUUCUUCCUUUUCUUCUGUUUUAUUUUCUUUCAUUUUCUUAAUUUCUUUUUUUUUAAUGCAUGAUUUGGUAAACAUUACACUUCACAAAGAUGUAACUCCAGUGAAUUCUGAGUAAGAAAAGAUGAAAAUUGUGUUCAUGCACUUUUUUGAUUUAUGGGAAGAAGUGGCAUAAAUGCUCAAGUUUGAACCCAGUAAGUUCAUCAUUGGCAUCCCAUCAGAUACUGCAUUGUCACCUUGAACAUAAGAAAGCAAAGCCAUACUUUAGUCAUACUAUGUGGACAUACUACUAGCUACCAUCUCAAUAUGUGAUUUUACCAUUGCUUUUAUUAUGUUUAUUAUUAUUAUUAUUAAUAUUAUUGUGGAUGUUAUUAUUAUUAUUAUUUGGCUGCAAUGUGAUUCACAUAAUCUAAAUAAGUGAAAUUGUGUACUCAACACUUGAUGUUGUUGCAUUUAUUUAUUUAUUUAUGGGUAGCAUAAUCUCAAUAGUAAAUGAGGCAUAGGAAUUAAGAGUAGAAAUUUCAUCGUAAAAGCAAAAUAAAAACCUCCUUUGUCUGAAAAAGGAAUAAAUGAGAAUUCGAUCAUUUCAGUUACGUGGUUUUUCUGCAUUUUAUAGCCAUAUUGCCUUUGUGCCUCCCAAUACACCUAAAAUUAGAAAUACAUGGAAGAGCUCCUACUAAAUCGCAAGUAGAAACCAGUCUCUUUCAGACGACCUCAAUACGAAAUGGCUAAAAGGCAGGAGGCUACUUUUAUAGUAAUGAAAAGUUUACACAGGGAAAGAAUUGCAAAACCCGUGUAGAAACCCCAUGUUGCCAUUCAUUUACUGCUAAUUCAGAUUUAUUUCUGCAUAUAAACUUGAGGUUAUAGUCUGUGCCUAGACCUUUAAUGCACCAGCGGAAGGAGAAAACAAAAUCCUUCAAAAUACCAGUUUUUCCCCCCACAAGUACAAUUGUUCUUGUGCCUUCUGUGGCUUACAAUUUUCAUCUUUUAAACUUUAUUUGUCAAUUCCUACAGCUGCAAUAAACACUGAUUUUGGUUGGGUUUUCUUUUUCCGGCUGUUUGACAUGAUGUUGAUAGCUAUGCAUAUUUUGUGUCUUUUUAAGAAUUAAAAAAAAAAAAAAAAAAGAAAAGAAAACAAAAA
Messenger RNA from Pezoporus flaviventris, 5778 nucleotides. RefSeq names its product prospero homeobox 1 (gene PROX1). Gene Ontology annotation, molecular function: RNA polymerase II cis-regulatory region sequence-specific DNA binding; DNA-binding transcription factor activity, RNA polymerase II-specific. The coding region runs from base 431 to 2641 and encodes 736 amino acids. The record is from RefSeq and is a predicted model, not a curated record. The transcript is spliced from 5 exons. Gene Ontology annotation, biological process: regulation of transcription by RNA polymerase II. Gene Ontology annotation, cellular component: nucleus. NCBI's taxonomy places the organism in Eukaryota, Metazoa, Chordata, Aves, Psittaciformes, Psittacidae.